AUGCCCAAUUUAACUGUUUUAACUCUUCAAACAGGAAAACAUCAUAUGAAUGGUCAUAAAUGGAAACAAUUUAUUAUUGAUUAUUUACCAAAAUUGAAAAUAUUCAGAUUUUUAAUGUUAUUUUUUGUUAAUAAUGAAGAAGAAAUGAAUGAAAUUUUAAAUUCUUAUCGAACUUCAUUUUGGCUUAUUGAUCAUCAGUGGUUUGUACGAUGUCAUUGGAAUUUAAAAAAUGAUAAGAUCUUUAUUUAUUUUUAUACAUUACCUUACGCAUUCUCGUAUUAUUCUUACAUAUUAGAAAAUUCUAAUGCUUGUACUAAAUCAACGUGUCCUAUUGAAAAUGAUUAUUGGUCUUAUAAUUGUGUAACCAGAUUAAUGCAUCCUCAUUCAAUAUCAAAUGAUUUGUUUAUAUCUAAUAUUCGUUUUAACAACAUUCGUCAUCUUGAGAUAGUAUUUCCUGUUGCUGAUAAAUUUUUUUCUGUUCUUCCACGAUUCGAUCAAUUAAUUUCUCUCGGAGUAGCAAGUAAUUCCGAUAUUGAUGCUGAUAUUGCCCUAUCUCAAUUGCAAAAUCUUAUUAAUCUAGCACCUCGUCUUUACUUAUUGACUAUUGGCCAUUGGAAAUCAUCGACUAUUCAACAUUUACCAUUGCAUAUUACUAGUAAUUCAAUUCGUCGACUCGAUUUACAAAGUCAUCAUUAUUUAAAACGUGAUCGCUGCUUCAAUAGUGAACAAUGUUCGACAUUUGUUUGUUCAUCACUGGCAAAACAAUGUCAAGUUCUUCAAAUUGUCAUUGAUAAUCGAUCGAAUAUUGAUGUUCUAGUCAAUGAAAUGACCAAUCUUCAAGCAUUAAAAGUGAUGCUUCAACCUGGUCAAUUCGACAAUUAUUUUCCUAACACAGAACAAAUGAUUAGAUGGAUGUCAUCUGGAUAUUCACGUAUUGCAACAGACAACUUACCUAAUACCGAAACUAUUCGAUUAUGGAUUCGUUAA
Messenger RNA from Rotaria sp. Silwood2, 987 nucleotides. The record is from the annotation of a GenBank genome assembly. Lineage: Eukaryota; Metazoa; Rotifera; Eurotatoria; Philodinida; Philodinidae.